Molecule: messenger RNA, 1874 nt
Organism: Linum tenue
Lineage: Eukaryota; Viridiplantae; Streptophyta; Magnoliopsida; Malpighiales; Linaceae
Source: the annotation of a GenBank genome assembly
AUGGUUGGGUCGCCCUUCUCAAGCGGAUCUGCUCCAUCGCGGUCCUUCUUCGUUCUUCUCUGUUGCUUCUAUUUCUCGACUACGACGGUGGCAGAUAUCUAUGGAGGGAGUCGGCAAGUAGGCUCGAUUGUUAGAGCUGAAAACUCCGGAGGAGGAAGACGAUCUGAAAACCUUUGCAUCUGCGACCUCCUCUCAGAUCUUUCCGAAUCAAAGCACUCCUCCUUCAUAUUUCCCAUCUUUGUUCAAGAUUUCGUUAAUCGCUCUUGGCAAGUCCGGGCCCAAUUCCGGCAACGAGUUUGGCAAGAGCAGAUCGAGGCAGGAGCAGACAAAUACCCGGCGCCGUAUCCAAAUUCAGCGACGACUUUGGUUGGAGCAGACAAACCAGACUGCAGCGAUUUCUGGGCUCGCGUCGGGAGGGGAGAGGGUGAAAGGAAGAGGGGCUCGGGAGACGAUGAUGCCGGAAGUUGUGGUGGUGGUGGAGUCGAAGAAUCGUCCGCCAGGCAGGGUGCCGUCGCGGAGUACUUCUCCUACCCCGAAAGCGGUUCCCUACCUCAAUCCCCAUCUCUCUUUGUUUUGCUGGUGGAAGAAGAACCUGAAAAAGAAGAACACGGAGAAGGAGAAGGAAAUGAAGACGCUCUGAUCUCAUCCCCGUGGGGUCAAGCUUCGGUGGAGAUACAGACAGCUGCAAGUGAAGAAGCCUCAAAGGAUGGUGUUGGCGCUGAACAUUUCCUCUUACAUGAUUUUCGGUCAUUUACCAGCCCCACUUACCACCUGUUGUGGCUUGCCUUGGACAUUGAAGAUGAGCAGAGGCAAACUUCAAUGGAACACCAACUGUUUGACUCUUUCCUGACAAGUGGUGCCAGAUUCCCCACAUACAUAUUUGACCCUACUUUCCUCCAUUUCCCUCUACUGUUCUUUCCUUGCCUCAAUAUGAUCACCUGCAACUUCGAUAUUUCGAUUCCUUCCCUCCAGUCUCUUUGCCACCUUAAUGCGGAAGCAGCUGGACUUCCUCAUCUGAAUCCUUUCCUCGAUAAAAAGCUCGACCACUCCAAGGGGGCAAAUUUUGCCGUCGCUGGAGUAGGUGUGUUGUCGAAGGAACUCCGAGCAAAAUGGAACAUCACCCUACCCUAUUCCCAGAGGAGCGUUGAUGUGCAAUUCCAAUGGCUAGAACAACUCAUGGACCUCCACAAAUUCAAAGAUGAAAAUGCUCGCCGGAAUCAUCUCAAAACAUCCCUUUUCCUACUCGGAGGUGGUAUCAAUGACUACAACAACAUGAAAGGAGGGAACUACUCUCGCCUUCCUUUCGUCGAACAGAAGAUUGCUGUGAUGCCCGAUAUCAUGGCUGCAAUCAAUACCUAUGUGAAGAAGCUAAUCGUCGGUUACGGAGCCACCAAAGUGGUUGUGUUCGGGAUCUAUCAAGGCGGCAAUGACCAUAACGCCACCAACUAUUUCCACGCACUGCACAAUCAGCGCCUCCAGGACGAGCUUCAGAAGCUGCGGGAGGAGUUUCCUCAUGUGCGCCUGGUGUAUGGCGACCUCUGGGGUGCGGUGCAGUCUUUGCUAGACAACUACAGUACGCUAGGAUACAAGCAUCCCAUCAACGAAAUUUGCUGCGGUGACUGGACGGUGUAUUGUGCAUCAUCCCCAAGCGUCUCGUAUUGUCGAAACCCUAACGAGUAUUGGUUUUGGGAUUCAAUGAUGCACUUCACCAGCUUUACCCACCGCUUGCUGUCAGCCAAGAUUAUCCCACAGAUAUCUGCCGCUCUGGGUUGUGGUAAAAUGUAAUUGGCGAUUAACUAAAGCCUAACUUUUAGUGACCAAAUUGGAAAAUGACAUCCUCAUGCAUGAAAGCUCAACUAGUACUAUACAUGAUU